Peronospora farinosa is the source of this 939-nucleotide messenger RNA. Lineage: Eukaryota; Oomycota; Peronosporomycetes; Peronosporales; Peronosporaceae. The record is from the annotation of a GenBank genome assembly.
AUGCUACCCCAUCGUGUGCCUGUGGCGGCUGCGUCCGGGUCGUCACGUCAGCAGAUCGUCUACUAUUUGAUUUGUUUGCUACUUCUAUUGACGACACUUCAACUAUUGCAGUUUUUGUAUCGUAAAUGUGACACACGCGUACACAUGUCAUCGCUAUUGUCAAAAACUUCGCAGAUUCUCACACGUCACAACGUCGAGUAUUGGCUUGACAAGGGCACGCUCUUGGGCGUCUAUCGUGAUGACGGUCUUAUUCCAUGGGAAUAUGAUGUCGAUCUAGGCGUCAUGAAUGCGACGUGUGACAAGAUUUCAGCACUCAAGAGUGAGUUUGAAGCCGUGGGACUCACGGCGUAUGACCGCCAAGACGAUAUUCCACACAAAGUCAAGCUCACGUACGACACGGAGACCCACGAAUUCUAUUGGUCCGAUCCGAAAUUACACGAUCCAUGCAUUCGUGUGUACGAUACGACGGACACUACAGCGUGGGUGGAUAUCUAUUGGUACGUGGAGUUGACGGCUGAGGAAGUGAUGCUUGAUCACGAAAAGAUUCUGGUGCCGCCGGAUUACGACAUGGAAGACAAUCUCGUGUGCUGUUCCGAGGGACUACAAGCAUAUACGGAGCACAUGUGUUGUGGUGGUUGCGUGCCGCGCAAGUCUCUGUUUCCUUUACAGCAUAAGUUUGUCAAUAUACACAAUGGUGUUGACCCUGUCCAGGAACAGCCAGUACCAGCUGAAGUGGGGCAAAUCUUGUCAAUUCAAUAUGGUAAAAACGUUUUGACAAGUCGUGAGAUUAAGGGGUGGAAGGGCAUAGUGUGUGGUUUCUGGACGAGUCCGCUGCUAUUUACUCUGCACCUGGCCCUGCUCGCCGGCGUGGUGGUAGCACUGGCGAUCAUGUGUCGACGCAGGUGCUCUACAAGCAGCUUCAAGCGACGAAAGCUCUAG